This is a messenger RNA of Sciurus carolinensis (gray squirrel), 3802 nucleotides long. RefSeq names its product ecotropic viral integration site 2B (gene Evi2b). The transcript has 2 exons. Lineage: Eukaryota; Metazoa; Chordata; Mammalia; Rodentia; Sciuridae. Gene Ontology annotation, biological process: regulation of stem cell division; positive regulation of neutrophil differentiation. The coding region runs from base 687 to 2033 and encodes 448 amino acids. The record is from RefSeq and is a predicted model, not a curated record.
CAAAAAAUAAAAUAAAGCAUUUGGUGAGAAUAAUUUACUCUCUUACUUGGGCUUUCUUUUGCCUAUAUUAUGAAUGAGGAAAUAACAUUACCAGUCACCGUUAUCUACUGUGUGUGAAGCAUUUAUAAAUGUUAUUUAAUUUUCACAAUACCCCAGUAUGAGAAAUAUUCGUUCAGAGGAGAAAAUGUUUACUCAAAAGUACAAUGACUUCCCUAGGUCAUACAGGUAAACAGAACACAACAUAUUUACUUCUUACUAGAAGAAUCUAACUAUGGGUAAUACCCAGCUGGCAGCUUUUCUUUAGAAUACAUAAUUUUCUCUUCAGGGCUCCAAUCUAAAUUUUUAAAUUAUAUAACCACAUUACUAGAGCAUCUCAAAUGUUUACUUAAAAACAUUAAUUAAAAGAAUUCAAAUCAUAUAGCUCCAAAUUGUGUUUCAAAAUAAGUUCUGUUACACUAGUACAUUUCUUAGUCAUUCUGAGGUUUAUUGCACUUCCGGCAAGAGCUACUGAUAAACUUCCUCUGUUUUGCAGAAACCAUUUUAGUGGCUAGAGGACCAUUUUUAAACUGAGGUGAACCACCCCUUUUGCUUUCUUGGCCAAAUCACCAACAUGUCCUAUUAGAACAACAAUUUAGCACUCUACAAAAGAAGUUAACAGUCACUGAUAAAGAGGAAACCAAUCUCAAAUGGAUUCCAAGUAUUUCAUCCUAAUUUUGGUUUUUGGAUACCUGAACAACACAUUUUUCUCAGAGACAGAGGCAAGUAAAACAGAAAAGCAAUUACAAUCUACUUUACUUACAUCAUCAAUGCCAUAUAUCUCAGCUAAUUUUCAAAACACAAGAGGGACUCCUUCGGAUCAACCAAAACAAUUCAACAUUUCUUCUGGACAAUCAAUAUCACCUGUCAAAGUCGCUGCUGGACAACCAACACCUGCUCUUCAUGUAGCACAUACUCCUGCUGGACCACUUGCCUAUAACAUCACCAGACAACCAACAGCAGUAGCCAGCACUUCAUUCUCACGAACAGCACUACCUGUGUUGACCUCUGCCAGACAACCACCACCUUCUGCCCACACUUCCACCAGACAAUCACCAACACCAUCACUUUCCUACCCCACCACUCAACAACCGUCAUUACCCAUAGACACAUCUUCUGGAAAAUCAGUGCUACCAACUGUUGGUAAUCUAUCUAUACAGGCAACACCAACUGUCAAAAAUUUACCGAGGAUUACACCAGUGUUCAUUUUAGAAACUACCACUAACAAAAGAAUUUCAAAUAAAGUCAAUUAUAAUUCAAUAGCUGCUAUAUUAAUCAGUACAAUUCUGACUUGUAUGUUGGUGGUUAUAAUCAUAAUUGUCCUAUGGAAAUGCUUGAGAAAACCAGUUUUAAAUGAUGGAAACUGGGCAGGCAGGUCUCCAUUUGCUGAUGGAGAAACCCCUGAUGUAUGUAUGGAUAACAUUAGGGAAAAUGAAGUAUCUACAAAACGUACAUCAAUUGUUUCACUUAUGAACUGGAAACCAAGCAAAAGCACACUUUUAGCAGAUGACUUAGAAAUUAAGUUGUUUGAAUCAAGUGAAAACAUUGAAGAUGUCAACAACUCCAAAACAGAGAAAAUAAAAGAUCAAGUAAAUGGUACGUCAGAGGACAGUGCUGAUGGGUCAACAAUUGGUACUGCUGUUUCUUCUUCAGAUGAUGCAGAUCUGCCUCCACCACCUUCACUUCUUGAUUUGGAGGGACAGGAGAAUAAACAAACUGACAAACCCAUAAUGACAAUGACAACUGAUCAUGAUCCUACUAAUUUCCAACCAUCUCUGAACAGUCUAAAUCAAGUCUCCGAAGAUCAUAAUUCUGAGAUCAAACAGUCAUAUACAUCAUGCCCUGACUCAUUUAACUUGCCUCUGCCACCAGAAGAUUUCAUAAAAAAUCAAGAUGAUUCCAAUAAUGAGAUCCAGUGUCAGGAGUUUUCUAUUUCUCCUGACUCUAAUCAAGAUCUUAAUGAUUCCCUGCCACCACCACCAGCAGAAUUAUUAUAAAUAUUAUAACUUGCUAUUAGCCAAUCUUCUAUCUUUAAAUGAUUCUAUCUUUUGUUAUUUCUCAUGUGAUGAAAUAUAUAAAAUGGUAACUGGUAGCCAAUUUUGAUUUUUAUUCAGGAACUACCAGAAAUGUGUUUAAAACCUAUGUGUAUAAGUGGAAUUUUUUUAAAAACUGAUAAAACAAUGAUGUGUUUAUUAGCUAUAGUACCUAUCAUUAAAGUACAGUACAUCUUACAUGUAGAUGGUAUAUAUGUCAAUAACUUAAACAUUUUGGAAACUAGCUAUUGACAUAUACUUUUUAUUACUCAACAGACUUUUUAUUUUUUCCUGAGAGCUGUAUAUAAACUUAUCUUGAAUAAAUAAAAUUGAAUCUUUCCAUUUCAAAGUUUAGGAUGGGAAGGCAUAAGUUACGAAGUAUACAUUCCAAGUUUUAAAUUAAUACCUCAAGUGUUAUAUAAAUAUUCCAAAUAUUUUUUUAUUCCAAAUAAAUAUUAUGGGAAGGAAAGAUUGAGUUUGAGAAUAAAGAAAUUUUCCUCGUUGGUCUUACUGGAAAUAGUAAAACAAACAUAUUAAAACAUCAAACUGUAGAACUGGUUUGGUGACUUUGCCCUGAAAAAAAUGUGAGCAUGCACCAUGAAAUAUAGGCAUUUUCCCAUCAUGCUGAGAAAGUGAAACAUUUUAAACUAGUUUACUUAGGAUGUUACUUAUUGGAGCUGGGGAUGCAGCUCAGUGGUAGAGUGCUUGCUUAUCAUGUGCAAAAGCCAUGAGUUCAAUUCUCAGCACUGGAAAAAAAAAAAAAGUCACUUCAUCAUAUACCUUAAAAACACAAACAAAAGGAAGUGUUAGGAAGAGAGGGAGAAAGGAACCAUCUGUCACUAUACACUGAAACUUCCUUUUUUUUUUUUGUACCAGGGACUGAAACCAGUGGCGCUUAAAUCACUAAGCCAUAUCCCCAAUGCUUUUUGAGACAUGAAAGUUGCUUUUAAACAACCUUUUUAAAAUGCAGAAUUUCAUCUUUUAUCCAGUACCUGAAAAAAUGUGAGGUAUCAGAGUAGUGAUGGGUCCAAUCUUUAUCGAAAUGAAGGUGGAGAGCAGUUAUGUCCUGAACCUAUGGAGAUGCCAGCCUGUGUUUGCAGAAAUGCUUCUUUGCCCAUAGUUUUCCUCUUUGCACAUAGUUUUCCUCUUUAUCCCCAAAUGAACUCCAAUGGGAGAGACUCACUUAGAAUGAAAUAUGGUAGCCUUACUGCUAGCUUAGCCUUAGAGAAUCUCUCAUAGUUCUGGGAUUUUAAGAAAAGAGUACAGUAUUUAUUGGUAGAACCAGUGUUCAAGAAACUAAUAAAGUUCCAUCUUUAAUAAAAACUAAGACUUUUAGACUUUGGAUUUUAUGUACAAUGUCCUUAUUCCAGGGCAUUUCUUACUGAUCAUUAACACUUUUUAUCCAGGAAGCAUUCUUCAAGCUACUUACGUUUCCUGAAUAAGCAUGUUUGUCAUCAUACUGAAUUAGUUCUCUUCUCUUUUCUAUUUAAAAAACUCUUUUGUGUGUUUUUCUAACUAAGCACUUUUAGGGCUAAUUUACCCAGCUGUUAUGGGGAGUCUGAGAAUUUCUCAAUAUUCUUUGGAAUUUUAAGUAUUUUAGUUGUGGUGAAUGAGAUACGAUGUGUUUAUAUGUGGUCAAGUCUUUGACAUACCUUGAAUCAUCAUAACCUGUAAAUUUCACAUAUAAGGUAGUUACCUAAAGGGUUCUUUCCACAUUUUUGUUCUUCUCAACA